AUGGAAGGCAUCAAUCCGCAGAGAAUGGCCAUGAUAGCCAACACGUCAGCACCAGCCAAGCAACUUGCGACGAUGCAGCGCGGCUACCUACAGAAGACUCCGAGAGGUACGGCAAAGCUAGCAGAGAUCGCUGCCAAAGUAUGGCGCAUAUGCUUCAAGAGCUCAGAGUCUUUUGGACUCUAA
Molecule: messenger RNA, 183 nt
Organism: Fulvia fulva
Lineage: Eukaryota; Fungi; Ascomycota; Dothideomycetes; Mycosphaerellales; Mycosphaerellaceae
Exons: 1
Coding region: 1-183 (60 amino acids)
Source: RefSeq, a predicted model, not a curated record